This is a messenger RNA of Cicer arietinum (chickpea), 1917 nucleotides long. RefSeq names its product glucose-1-phosphate adenylyltransferase large subunit 2, chloroplastic-like. NCBI's taxonomy places the organism in Eukaryota, Viridiplantae, Streptophyta, Magnoliopsida, Fabales, Fabaceae. The record is from RefSeq and is marked provisional. Gene Ontology annotation, biological process: glycogen biosynthetic process. Gene Ontology annotation, molecular function: glucose-1-phosphate adenylyltransferase activity.
CUCAACGUGUGUGUGUGUUUGUCUUAACAAGCUUCUCGUGAGUCACCAGUUUUUGUUCUUCAACUUCAACUCAUCAUUUUUCUUAACUCUACUGGAGUACACUUUCCUCCAUUAUUAUCACAUUUUUCUCUUCAAUUCACUUCAAUAAACUCUCCUAAUUGAAAGAAAAAAAAUGGAUUUAGCUAUAGGUUCAAACUAUGCAUCUCUUAGAAGCAGUGUGUUCUUAGGUGAAACUUUAAAGGGAAAUUUAAGCACAAAAUUUCUCACAUCACCUAAGUUUUCACAAAUUCACAUCAAUAAUCUUAGAAGCUUUAAUCCCAGAAAUGGUGCUUCAUAUUCUGUUCUUACAUCAGGGAUCAAUGAUUUUGAAGAGUCUAUGACAUUUCAUGAGGGACCCUAUUUUGAUACUCCUAAAGCAGACCCAAAAAGUGUAGCUUCGAUCAUUUUGGGUGGUGGUGCUGGAACUCGCCUUUUUCCUCUCACUAGCAAAAGAGCUAAACCUGCGGUUCCAAUUGGAGGGUGUUACAGACUCAUAGAUAUCCCUAUGAGCAAUUGCAUCAACAGUGGCAUUAGGAAAAUAUUCAUCUUGACACAGUUCAAUUCUUUCUCCCUCAACCGCCACCUAUCCCGCUCCUACAAUUUUGGUAAUGUCUCCACUUUUGGAGAGGGUUUCGUGGAGGUCUUGGCUGCCACUCAAACAUCUGGAGAAGCAGGGAAGAAAUGGUUCCAAGGAACAGCUGAUGCUGUGAGGCAAUUUAUAUGGGUUUUUGAGGAUGCUAAGACCAAGAAUGUUGAGCAUAUAUUGAUACUCUCUGGUGAUCAUCUUUAUCGAAUGAACUAUAUGGAUUUUGUACAGAAACAUAUUGACACAAACGCUGAUAUCACGGUAUCGUGUAUUCCCAUGGAUGACAGUCGAGCAUCAGAUUAUGGGCUGCUAAAAAUUGACGGAAAGGGACGGAUUAUACAGUUUGCGGAAAAGCCCAAGGGAUCAGAACUGAAAGCAAUGCGUGUCGACACCACACUUCUUGGGUUAUCUCCAGAAGAAGCAAAGAAACAACCUUAUAUUGCAUCCAUGGGUGUCUACGUGUUCAGAACCGAGACCCUACUGAAACUUUUAAGAUCAAACUGUUCUACAUGCAAUGACUUUGGAUCUGAAAUCAUUCCAUCUGCUGUGAACGACGAUCACAAUGUCCAGGCAUAUUUGUUCAACGACUACUGGGAAGAUAUUGGAACCAUAAAGUCCUUCUUUGAUGCAAAUCUGGCCCUAACAGAUCAGCCUCCAAAAUUUCAAUUCUAUGAUCCAAAUACACCUUUCUACACUUCCCCAAGAUUCCUACCACCCACUAAAGUAGAAAAAUGCAAGAUCGUGGACGCAAUUAUUUCUCACGGUUGCUUCUUGAGGGAGUGCAGUGUUCAACAUUCUAUUGUCGGAAUACGCUCACGUUUAGAGUCCGGUGUGGAGCUUCAGGAUACUAUGAUGAUGGGUGCUGAUUACUAUCAAACCGAGUCUGAAAUUGCGUCUCUGCUGGCAGAAGGGAAGGUCCCAGUUGGGGUUGGAGAAAAUACCAAAAUCAGGAAUUGUAUUAUCGACAAGAAUGCAAGAAUCGGAAGAAAUGUGAUAAUUACAAAUGCAGAUGGUGUUGAAGAAGCAGACAGAACUAAGGAAGGAUUUUACAUUAGGUCAGGUAUCACGGCUAUACUGAAGAAUGCAACAAUUAAAGAUGGAACAGUUAUAUGAAGCACUUCAAGUUCAAAUUAUCAUUUGGAUCUCUCUAGAGUUAGACAUAAAUCUUGAGUACAAUAGUUAACUUGCAGACACUUACAAAGUCGAAUACUUGCUUGUAACAAGCUAUUUUCCAAAUAAAAACAUAUCAUCAGUUUCUGAAUAUAAAUAUCACUGAUAACUAUAUCUUAUUU